GAUAAGGAUGCUCUUAGUUGCUAGAAGUUGUAAUUGCACCUCUUGCUCGGACAGCCUGAUCCUCAAGAUGGGAGAUGAAGGUUGGAUAGAACUUAAGUUCAGACUCGCAGAUGGCACCGACAUCGGACCGAGCAAAUACAGUCAGUUCACGACUGUUGCGUCUCUCAAGGAGAAUAUCAUUGCUCAAUGGCCUAAAGACAAAGAAAAUGGCCCAAAGAUGAUAAAUGAGAUCAAGCUCAUCAAUGGUGGCAAAAUACUGGAGAACAACACAACACUUUCUGAAGCCAGGUCAAUACAAAUUUGUGAACAUCCUGGAAUGGUAACUACGAUGCAUGUUGUUCUUCCUCCUCCUAUUGUAGGCCGAAGAGACGGUAACUUCAAUGCAUUUCCUCUUGAUUUUUUUUGUGUUUAUAUAUCUCAAAGUUUUGGUUUUUGUUAUUGUUCAGAGAAACUGCAGAAUGAACCUGCAGUGAAGAACAGUUGUGUAUGCUGCAUUUUGUAAGUCCACUAGAGAUUUUUGGCCUUUUACAUAAUUUUAUGCCAUUUGGAUU
This is a messenger RNA of Brassica napus (rape), 551 nucleotides long. Its product is annotated as membrane-anchored ubiquitin-fold protein 5. Bases 8 to 502 code for a protein of 164 amino acids. NCBI's taxonomy places the organism in Eukaryota, Viridiplantae, Streptophyta, Magnoliopsida, Brassicales, Brassicaceae. Gene Ontology annotation, molecular function: protein binding. The transcript is spliced from 2 exons. The record is from RefSeq and is a predicted model, not a curated record.